Biomphalaria glabrata is the source of this 1610-nucleotide messenger RNA. Its product is annotated as tubulin beta-4B chain. The record is from RefSeq and is a predicted model, not a curated record. The transcript has 5 exons. NCBI's taxonomy places the organism in Eukaryota, Metazoa, Mollusca, Gastropoda, Planorbidae. Gene Ontology annotation, cellular component: cytoplasm; microtubule. Gene Ontology annotation, biological process: microtubule cytoskeleton organization; mitotic cell cycle. Bases 103 to 1452 code for a protein of 449 amino acids. Gene Ontology annotation, molecular function: structural constituent of cytoskeleton; GTP binding; GTPase activity.
AUCUCCCCAUUGAUGGUAUAAAAAAAACUUACUCCGGCUUCUCGUUAAUUUCGCUCGAGCUCCCUAGUAGUGUUAACAUUGUAAAAAAAAUAUUAAAACAAAAUGCGUGAAAUUGUCCAUCUCCAAGCCGGUCAGUGUGGUAAUCAAAUCGGUGCCAAGUUCUGGGAAGUCAUCUCAGAUGAACAUGGCAUUGAUCCAACUGGCACAUACCAUGGUGACUCUGACCUUCAAUUAGAACGUAUCAAUGUAUACUACAAUGAAGCAUCAGGUGGCAAAUAUGUCCCACGUGCCGUAUUGGUUGAUUUGGAACCCGGUACAAUGGACAGUGUCAGAUCUGGGCCUUUUGGUCAGAUUUUCAGACCAGAUAACUUUGUAUUUGGACAGUCAGGUGCUGGCAACAACUGGGCUAAAGGUCACUACACAGAGGGAGCUGAGCUCGUAGAUUCAGUUAUGGAUGUAGUAAGGAAAGAGGCUGAAAACUGCGACUGCUUACAGGGCUUCCAACUCACACAUUCACUUGGUGGCGGCACUGGAUCUGGUAUGGGCACAUUGUUGAUCAGUAAAAUGAGAGAGGAAUACCCAGACAGAAUCAUGAACACAUUUUCAGUUGUCCCAUCACCAAAGGUAUCAGACACUGUAGUAGAACCAUACAACGCAACACUUUCAGUCCAUCAGUUAGUAGAAAACACAGAUGAAACAUAUUGCAUUGACAAUGAAGCCUUGUAUGACAUUUGCUUUAGGACCCUUAAACUGACCACACCAACCUAUGGUGACUUGAACCAUCUAGUCAGCGCCACCAUGUCCGGUGUGACCACAUGCCUCAGGUUCCCUGGCCAGUUGAACGCAGACUUGAGAAAACUGGCCGUCAACAUGGUCCCCUUCCCCCGUCUCCACUUCUUCAUGCCAGGGUUCGCUCCCCUAACAUCCAGGGGCUCACAGCAGUACCGCGCCCUCACUGUCCCAGAGUUGACACAGCAGAUGUUUGAUGCCAAGAACAUGAUGGCUGCCUGCGACCCACGUCACGGCCGCUACCUCACAGUUGCAGCCAUCUUCAGAGGCCGCAUGUCCAUGAAGGAAGUUGACGAACAGAUGCUCAAUGUCCAGAACAAGAACUCCUCCUACUUUGUCGAAUGGAUCCCCAACAAUGUUAAGACAGCUGUCUGCGACAUUCCACCACGUGGUCUCAAGAUGUCUGCCACUUUCAUCGGCAACAGCACAGCCAUCCAGGAGCUCUUCAAACGCAUCUCCGAGCAGUUCACCGCUAUGUUCCGUCGUAAGGCUUUCCUCCAUUGGUACACUGGUGAGGGCAUGGACGAGAUGGAGUUCACCGAAGCUGAGUCCAACAUGAAUGACCUCGUCUCAGAGUACCAACAAUACCAGGAUGCUACAGCUGAGGAUGAAGGCGAGUUUGAUGAAGAGGAGGCUGAAGGUGAAGGGCAGGAAUUUGCUUAAAUGGGUCAGUUGCAAUCUACCGAACAUCAUUUUAGGACACUUGUCUUGGAACUUUGAGUGUCCAGCCAAUUAGCGACUUAAGUUAAAUACAACUAACAAUUUUUUUCACUUUUGUCACUGUGACCAAUCAUUAAAGAAUGGUCAUCAAUAAAAAAAAA